Messenger RNA from Rhea pennata, 4374 nucleotides. It is a transcript of the gene RIN2, whose product is annotated as Ras and Rab interactor 2. The transcript is spliced from 12 exons. The record is from RefSeq and is a predicted model, not a curated record. Bases 110 to 2803 code for a protein of 897 amino acids. Gene Ontology annotation, cellular component: cytosol; endocytic vesicle. Gene Ontology annotation, molecular function: guanyl-nucleotide exchange factor activity; small GTPase binding. Gene Ontology annotation, biological process: signal transduction; vesicle-mediated transport. NCBI's taxonomy places the organism in Eukaryota, Metazoa, Chordata, Aves, Rheiformes, Rheidae.
AAAAGGAUACGUAAGGACUUUGGUAGGAAAUAAAUGGUACUGUGUUGUUGACGGAAAAAGCUCUUGGCAGAAGGAGUUGAAGGCAUUCAGUGGAGUCUUCCCAGGGAAGAUGUCGUCUUUGACAAUGGAAGCCCGUUGUCUGGACAAAAGAGGAAGUUUCUUUAAGCUCAUUGACACAAUUGCCUCAGAAAUCGGAGAACUGAAACAGGAGAUGGUACAGACAGAUCUCGCACUGGAGGACAAACCCGCUGGUUUGCAAAGCCUAGUAAAGGACAUGGAUAAUGUCUCUCCUGAGAAAAAGGAUGUAAAAGGCUGUCCCCGGGACUCUGGCUAUGACAGCCUGUCCAACAAGCUAAGCAUAUUGGACAAGCUUCUCCAUGCUCACCCUGUGUGGCUGCAACUUGGUCUGAAUGACACUGAAGCCAUGGAGAUUCUGCAGACGCAGCCGCCUGGGAUAUUUCUGGUUAGGAAAUCAGCAAGACUGCAGAAAAAAGUCAUAUCUCUGCGUCUGCCUGGUGAAUGUGGGUCCUGCCUGAAAGAAUUUGCAAUAAAAGAAAGCACAUACACCUUUUCCUUGGAGGGAUCUGGAAUAAGUUUUGCUGAUUUAUUCAGGCUCAUUGCUUUCUACUGUAUUAGCAGGGAUGUCCUGCCAUUCACCCUGAAGUUGCCUCAUGCUAUUGCAGCAGCAAAGACAGAAGCUGAACUUGAAGAGAUUGCUCAGCUUGGAUUGAAUUUUUGGAGCUCGCCGGCUAACAGCAACCCCCCGAAUCCUUCACCUCCCCGCCGGCCCGCGCCUGCAGACAGCGCUUGCAAAGACGCACGCCAGCUCUGCCUUAUAAAUGGCGUGCAUGCUAUACGAACCCGAAUGCCCUCGGAGCUGGAGUGCAGCCAGACCAACGGAGCUCUGUGCUUCAUUAAUCCCCUCUUCUUAAAAGUGCACAGCCAGGACGUUAGCGGGAGCCUGAAAAGGCAGAGCCCGCGUGCCCAAGACGUGAAUGGCACCGAGAGGCCUCGCUCCCCCCCGCCCAGACCGCCACCUCCUGCUAUUAAUAGCAGCCUGACAAGCCCACAGCUUUCCCGGACUAUAAAGCCGGCGAGCAUGCCAGCAACGGUCAGCCAGAAGCAGCAGCGAGACUCGGGUUUGCAGCGGAACAAGCCGGCCCCCGUGCCGCCGCCGCGGCUGAAGAAGCAGGCUGUCUGCUCGGAGGCGGAGGGCAGCGGCAAGCCGGCGGCGGCGGCCCCACAGCCCGGCGCCGGCUCGGCGCGCGCCUCCGAAGUGCCCGGCGCUGCAGGUGCCGCCCUGCCUGCGCAGGAUCCGGCAGCCUCCAAGAGGAGCCCGGCGGCAAACGGUGAGUCGGCGGUGAACGGUGAGUCACCAGCGCAGUGGGAUGGAGGCAGGCAGAGGCUGAGCGACAUGAGCAUUUCCACCUCCUCCUCUGACUCGCUGGACUUCGAUCGGAGCAUGCCCUUGUUUGGCUACGAGGGGGACACUAACAGCAGCCUGGAGGAUUUUGAGGGGGAGAGCGACCAGGAGAGCAUGGCCCCCCCUUUGAAGCCCAAGAAGAAAAGAAACAGCUCGUUUGUUCUCCCCAAGAUUGUGAAGUCUCAGCUACGGAAAGUCAGUGGCGUUUUCAGUUCCUUCAUGACCCCCGAAAAGAGGAUGAUAAAGAAAAUCGCGGAGAUGUCCCAGGACAAGCGCACUUACUUUGGCUGCUUAGUGCAGGACUAUAUCAGCUUUCUCCAGGAAAACAAGGAGUGCCAUGUCUCAAGCACCGACAUGCUGCAAACGAUCCGGCAGUUCAUGACCCAAGUCAAGAACUAUUUGUCCCAAAGCUCCGAACUUGACCCCCCGAUCGAAUCCCUGAUCCCAGAGGACCAAAUAGAUGUGGUUCUGGAGAAGGCCAUGCACAAGUGCAUUCUGAAGCCGCUGAAGGGCCACAUUGAAGCGAUGUUGAAAGAGUUUCACACUGUGGAUGGUUCUUGGAAACAGCUAAAGGAAAACCUGCAGCUGGUGCGGCAGAGGAAUCCUCAGGAACUGGGUGUGCUUGUUCCAACGCCAGACUUUGUGGACGUUGAAAAGAUUAAAGUCAAGUUCAUGACCAUGCAGAAAAUGUAUUCACCUGAAAAGAAAGUCAUGCUGCUACUGAGAGUUUGCAAAUUGAUUUACACUGUUAUGGAGAAUAACUCAGGGAGGCUAUAUGGAGCUGAUGACUUCUUGCCUGUGUUGACAUAUGUAUUAGCCCAGUGUGAUAUGCUAGAACUGGAUACUGAAAUUGAAUACAUGAUGGAAUUGCUGGAUCCAUCUUUGCUACACGGAGAAGGAGGCUAUUACUUGACAAGCGCAUAUGGAGCACUUUCAUUGAUCAAGAACUUCCAGGAAGAACAGGCUGCCCGACUGCUAAGUUCAGAAGCCAGAGAUACCCUCCGGCAAUGGCAUAAGAGGAGGACAACUAACAGAACAAUACCUUCCGUUGACGAUUUUCAGAACUACCUUCGAGUUGCAUUCCAGGAAGUUAACAGUGGAUGUACAGGAAAGACCUUGCUAGUAAGACCAUAUAUCACUACGGAAGAUGUGUGUCAGCUCUGUGCUGAGAAGUUUAAAGUGGACAAUCCAGAAGAAUAUAGCCUGUUCCUUUUUGUUGAUGACACCUGGCAGCAACUGACGGAAGACACCUACCCUCAGAAAAUCAAGGCUGAGUUGCAUAGCCGCCCACAACCCCAGGUCUUCCACUUCGUCUACAAGCGCAUUAACAGUGAUCCUUAUGGUGCCAUUUUUCAGAACAAUGAUGACUCUGCCUCUUAAAACCAGCAACUUGUUGUUUCAUUUCAGUUGCUUGUUAACUGUUGAAAAAAAAAAAAAAAAAAAAACUUUGCUGCCUACCUGGGGAGGUGAAACAGUCUGUGCAGGUCUUAAACCAUAAAUGCCUAGUAAAACAUGCACAGACACUUCUAGCGUUGCUUACAGAAAAACCAUGUAAACCAUGCAUAUGGCCAGUUAUGUGGAAUAUUCAACCAGCAUGUUUGAAUAAACAGCGCAUGAAGCUGAAUUUCUGGUACCACAGACUUCUGAAACAUUAUACUGUGGCCCUCUGCAGGUCUUUUGCUGUAGUGUGCCAAAAUCUAGUUUCUGCCGCUCAUCCUUUAGCCAAAUGUCAUUUUGAUUUAAAUGUAACUAUGCUAGACAAGUGUUUCAGUGAACUGGCUGGUACAUGCUCAGUUUGACCAGCAUGAGUGUGACAAGACUGUCCGAUGCAGGGCAUCAGUUAACUCAAAAUUACCUGGAUGGUUGCAUCCUUUUCUAAUUUUUUUUUUAUUAUUAUUACAGAAAAUCUCCAUGUUUUUAUAUAUAUUUCAUAGAAAUUUUAUAGCAGUUGCAGGUAAACUGUCAGGGUUGUUUUUUUUAAAUAUUUUUUUAACUAUAAAGUAUUCUAUAAUUAUGCAUGUGAUUUUAACAUUUAAUAUACAAAAAUAAAUCUCUUGCUGGUUUUAGAGUAUUGCAUUAAAAGUCUCAGUGGUUUCUCUUUUUUCAUAUUACAGGAGGGUUUUUAUGAAACUUCUGUUAUCUGUAAGAAGAUUGUAACAUUGGUGCUGGUGAUUUCAGUGCCUUUAUCUGAACUUGAUGUACUGUUACCUGGAUUAUUGUUUAUAUGCAUUGUUUUAGAUAGAAAUAUGGUUCUGAAAGAGGAAGAUGAAAGAAACGGAUGUAGAGAAGGGGUAGAGAAAGAAUGUAGAGAACUUAAUUUAGGAAUAAAAUGUGUUAGUCUGCUGGUUCAGGCUCCUUGCAGAAAGAUAGCGAAGAACGUUGGUAAGAAACUUUUAUGUAUACAAUAUUGUAGAUAUGCAGGUGGAUUUGACAGCACCUAUCCCAGAUACUAUUUGUGUUAGAGGAUUAAAUAUCAAUAAAAAGAAUGGGAACACUAACCAUUUUAUAUAGUUUGUCAGCAACAUCAAAAUGUGCUUUGGACUGAAGAGUUAUGUUGUAGCAUUUCAUGAUUCUUAAGUUACUGAGUAGGUGACACAUGAAAGUCAGAGUCCUAAAUAUACAAAGGUAAAAUGGUAUUAAAUGUGUAUGUUCUUGUGACUUGUCUAAGGUAGUAGAUGCUGUGGGUGAUACUGGUCCCUGCUUAAGUCAAAGGGGACUAUUCUCUUUAAAGGGACCAAGGGCUCACCUCCAGUCCUUGGAGCAGUGUAACUUAAGGCAGGUGAUUACAAAAAUAUGUCAUGAGUGGCAUGUAUAUUGUACAUAUGAAGAUCUGUACCAUUUUUAAUGUCAGUUUGCCAUGUAUCUGAAACUUCCGGCACAUGUUUGUAUUUCAUUUUGUAAAUGAUAAAUGGUGAGUUUUGCACAUAAUACAUUGUAAAAAUGAACUACAA